Henningerozyma blattae CBS 6284 is the source of this 4176-nucleotide messenger RNA. It is a transcript of the gene GIN4, whose product is annotated as protein kinase GIN4. The record is from RefSeq and is a predicted model, not a curated record. Gene Ontology annotation, molecular function: ATP binding; protein serine/threonine kinase activity. Lineage: Eukaryota; Fungi; Ascomycota; Saccharomycetes; Saccharomycetales; Saccharomycetaceae. Bases 1 to 4176 code for a protein of 1391 amino acids. Gene Ontology annotation, biological process: intracellular signal transduction; protein phosphorylation. The transcript has a single exon. Gene Ontology annotation, cellular component: cytoplasm.
AUGGUCAAAUUAACCAAUAAACCAAGCUUAGAAGUAAAGGGGAACACUGUAGGACCAUGGAAGCUAGGAGAAACUUUGGGGUUAGGUUCAACUGGUAAAGUUCAAUUAGCUUAUAAUAGCUCUACUGGUCAGCAAGCCGCUAUAAAAGUUAUUUCAAAAGCUGUAUUUAAUAACGAUAAUGCUAAUGCUAGCGAUUCUGCUCUUUUAACUCCAGACUCUUUACCAUAUGGUAUUGAAAGGGAAAUUAUCAUUAUGAAAUUAUUAAAUCAUCCAAACGUUUUGCGAUUAUAUGACGUCUGGGAAACCGAUUCAAAUUUAUACAUGGUCUUAGAAUAUGCUGAAAAGGGCGAACUAUUUAACUUAUUAGUCGAGAGAGGUCCAUUACCUGAAAAUGAAGCUAUUAGAUUCUUCCGACAAAUUAUUAUUGGUAUUUCAUACUGCCAUGCUUUAGGUAUUGUUCAUCGUGAUUUAAAGCCAGAGAAUUUAUUGUUAGACCAUAAAUAUAAUAUCAAAAUUGCAGAUUUUGGCAUGGCUGCAUUAGAGACAGAAGAUAAAUUACUAGAGACUUCAUGUGGAUCCCCUCAUUAUGCUGCUCCAGAAAUCAUUUCCGGAUUACCAUAUCAUGGUUUAGAAACAGAUGUAUGGUCUUGUGGUAUAAUAUUAUUUGCACUUUUGACAGGUAGAUUACCAUUUGAUGAAGAAGAUGGUAAUAUUAGGAAUUUAUUGUUAAAGGUUCAAAGUGGCCAAUUUGAAAUGCCCGGUAAUGAUGAAAUUUCAAGAGAAGCACAAGAUUUAAUUUCAAAGAUAUUAACUGUUGAUCCAAAAAAACGUAUAAAGACAAGAGAAAUUUUGAAGCAUCCAUUAGUUCAAAAAUACCCAAGCAUUAAAGAUUCUAAAACAAUUCGGAAUUUACCUCGUGAGGAUACAUAUUUAAAUCCCUUGUCGGAUGAUAAUGGGGAUGUCUGCGAAAUAGAUCCAAAGAUCUUACAAAACCUGGUAGUUUUAUGGCAUGGCCGUGAUUCUAAGGAAAUAACUAAGAAAUUAAAGGAACCUGGUGCGAAUGCAGAGAAGACUUUAUAUGCAUUAUUAGACAGAUUUAAAAACGACACAGAAAAGGAAAUUAAAAGGCAAUCUCAAUUAAAGAAAAGGCAAUCACAAGUUCAACAGACUCAUUCCCAUUCAAAUUCAAACACAUCAGCAUAUUCCCACGUAUCUAGAGGUGCACUGGUAAAUACCCCGACUAAAAGAAAGAAUAGGGCCUCAAUGGUUAGUGUAUCAUCUGCUCAUAAAAGGCCAGUUUCAUUUAAUAGACUCUCAAGAGCUGACCUAAGCAAUCAUGUAAUUAAUACAGGGAUAAAUGGAACUCCACAGCGCCAUUCACAAAUUGAAUCGUCAGGAACUUUACAACGUAAUUCUUCAUCCAAAAGAAUGUCAAUUAAUUUAUCAUCUAACAAGAGGAUAUCUCAACUACUUGCAAAUGAUUUAAAUACGUCUCCUACACCGUCGAAUUGCACCAAGAGAAUGUCAAUAAUAAAUGGUACCCCUCCUGUUCCCAUGGAUAUUAUGAAAAAUUAUAAUGAUGCAAAUAUGGCUACAACUGUGUCCAGUUCCACAACUGUUACAACCUCUAACCCUAUAUCCACCCUAAAUAACAUGCCUCAUACCCGUUAUACCAAUGAUACCAACACGAACUUAACCGAUAUUAAUAACAAUAAACGUAACAGUGUUAUUAAUACAAAGUAUACCAAUCCUGCUAACUCCACUCAGAUAUCUACAAAUGGUCAAACUUCUGACAGUGCUGCUCAAAAUGUUAAUAGGGCAUCACGUUCACAAAAGAGAAAAUCUGUCAGGCCAAAUAUGCAACGUGGUUCAAUCACUACAAAAUUAAUUUCUACUUACGCACAACUCGCAGAGGAUGAUGAUUGGGAAUUCAUUGAAAAGGAGACCAAGAGAGUUAGCUCGAAUUUUGCUACAUUAAUUGAUAAUAUCUUCGAACAUGAAAAGUAUGAGCAAAUCAGAAAAGAAAAAGAUGAAUUAGAACGUAAAGUAAGGGAAAAUAAGAAACGUGAAGAAGAAGAAAGACUAGUAAGAGAAGCAAUUGAGAAAGAAAAGCAGAUAGAGCUAGAGAAAGAACGACUCCAAUUACAAAAAGAAAUGGAGGGGGAUAUAGAUAACGCAAAAGAAACAGUACAAACUACAGAAGGUAAGCGGGAAGCACAUAAUGACAAAAUAAAAACUGAAACAGAUGAUGAAGAAAGAGACAUUAUUGUUGAUAUUCAACCAAGAUCAGUGUCUGCUCCUUUAGAAAAAACUGAAAAAUCAAGGGAUUCACCCUUUGAUUACUCUAAACAACGUAACUUCUCCUUAAGAACCAGACCAGUUUCUAGAUUAGAUCCAGGGUUGAUGUAUUCUUCUGGGACUGGAUCUUCAGCCUAUAACCCAUCACAUUCAACCGAAGACUUACAUUCUACUAGCUCUUUGAAUAGAAUAGAUACCCAAAAAGUGAUUCUUGAAACCAUAAGAAGGUCAAAAUUUUUGGGUUCCUCCUUUGACUUAAAAAAAGAGCUAGAAAUGGUAGAGGAGCUAGAGAGCAACAGAAUCAAGCAACAAGCUUUCCAAGAUAGCCACUUAGAAGAAAUGAACGAUGUUACUGAGGAUCUAUCUCAACAUAAUGUGGAUACUUCCAAUGAUCGAAUUGUAUCAACAACAAAUGACCGUUAUGAAACAGAAAUAUUACCUAAGAGCCACGCUGGUAAGACUCAAACUAUUGGAUUGAAUGAUUCCUCAGUGCAACCUAGAACCUUAUCAGAAAUCAAAGUCCCUCAAUUCACAAGAAAGUCUAAGUUUUUUAGCGAAUCUAAUAAGAGAUUAUCGGUGUUGUCUCUGUAUUCUUCAAGAGAAUCGUUCACUAAUCUAGUUGAUAUGCUAAAAGAAGACGGCAUCAAUGUUGAACCUACUGAAAGAUCACCAACCACAAAAAGCCAGGAGCCAGAGUUCUUGUUUGAAUCUCCAAGUGUAGAUACAUAUUCCAGGGAUAGUUCCACAGAGGAUAAACCAAUCAACGAAAAGGAAAACAGUGAGCCAAUUCAAUCAAAUAAUCUAAGAUUGAGCUUUCAUGAUAGAUUUAACAGACAAUUAUCCACUGAAGAUACAGAAAAAACUAAAAAUAGUCCUAGUGGUCACAUUAAGGAUGAACCUAAAAAAGAUGAUGAUAAUGGUGUGGAUUUGAGUACGCCAAAAGCUAAAGAUGAAAGCAAUUUGGUUAAGCUGCCUGCCCUUCCUCCAUUGACUACUAAGAAAACGGAUGGCUUAGGUAUAUACCAAAAAUCUAAGCAACGAACUUCAUCAAAUGCAAGCAAUCCAAUUACGCCAUCGUCCACAAAUGCACAACUUACCUCAGCUGCUGUUAAUGUGACUCCUCCAACUACUACCAUGAUUAAUGAAUCAAUACAAAAAUUGCAGGAAUCAAGAGAGAAAGUUAAUAAUUCCAGUAAGCUAAUCCCACCUAAAAACUCCGAGAUUAUUAGUCAGCAAAAUGAAUCAGUCCAGAUUCGUGAUGACUAUAAGACAAAACCAGAAAGAUCCAAUAAAGCAGAUCAAUCCGAACGAGCUCCUCCCGCUGAGACAACAUUAAAUGAUGUAAUGACGAAACGUAAUCAAAGUAAAAGUAGAGAUAACCCUCAACCAUCUGAGGAAGGCAAAAAGGGAGUAAAUUCCUUUUUUAGAAAAUUUUCGAAGGGUUCUAGUAGACAAUCGAGUAAUAGCAGUAAUAAAAAUAAAUCACUUGCUGAUGAUAAGAACAUACCUUCUGUUCCAAAACCCGUUGCUCAUCCAGCUUCUCCUGUAUCAACAUCAAAUGACUAUGAUUUCCAAUUAAAGGCCAAUGUUGCUGCUCCUCAAAUGUUUAAGGGUUUAGAUACAUUAUUUCGUGGUUGGUCCAAAUAUGGAUUGAAAAACAUCAAAUCAUCUCCCGAAUCCUUAAGGUUCACUGGUAAAGUUUCUAGUGAAAAUAUCUUAUCUUUCAAAUCUACUGUAUUUGAAUUGGAAAUCAUCAGUAAUAGUGUAAAAACAUGCCUUCUUCGUUUUAAGAAAACAUCUGGUUCGUCUAAAUCUGUUAGAAGAUUAGUUAACGAAGUUGAAAAUGUCCUGAGAAAGGAAGGCGUCUUAUUGAAAUAG